GCCCAGCAAGCAGGUGGAGCUCAGCCUCCCACGGAGCAUUGGGCGGUGGACCGCAGUGACGCGGCCUGAGACAUGGCGGCCACGCGCCUCUGAGGCCGCAGAGCCGGAGCCUCUUGCUGUGCGAGCUGCGUCUGACCAUGCAGCUUGGCUGCUGACUGCUCGGGCGCGUGGCCCGCAGGAUCCCGGCUGCGGUCAUCACCUUGCAGUCUCCAUGCUGCAGGGUGUAUUCCUCCCAUAUUCCAUGUAUUCCUCCUUAGUGCUUCCGGCCGUGUAGCAGCCGCUGCCGGCCGGGCCUCAGGGCGCUCUGCCUAUUCAUCAGGCACUUUUCCUUUCCAUUUUUUUUUAUUUCCAUUCCUAUUUGCUUCUUCUUUUCCCUUCUGCUUUGCGUCUAUCUUCGCCACCCCGCUAUGGCCGCAGAAGAGGCGCUGAAGACGGUAGACCACUAUAAGACUGAGAUAGAGAGACUGACCAAGGAGCUCACAGAAACGACCCACGAGAAGAUUCAGGCUGCGGAGUAUGGGCUGGUGGUGCUGGAGGAGAAACUGACUCUCAAGCAACAGUAUGACGAGCUGGAGGCCGAGUAUGACGGCCUCAAACAAGAGCUGGAGCAGCUCAAAGAGGCAUUUGGGCAGUCCUUCUCCAUCCACCGUAAAGUGGCUGAGGAUGGAGAGACUCGGGAGGAAACGCUUCUUCAGGAGUCUGCAUCCAAGGAAGCUUACUAUCUAAACAAGAUCUUGGAGAUGCAGAAUGAGCUGAAGCAGAGCCGGGCUGUGGUUACAAAUGUCCAGGCAGAAAACGAGAGACUCUCGGCUGUUGUACAGGAACUGAAAGAGAACAACGAGAUGGUGGAGCUACAGAGGAUACGAAUGAAAGAUGAAAUCCGAGAAUAUAAAUUCCGGGAAGCCCGACUCCUUCAGGACUACACGGAAUUGGAAGAAGAAAACAUUACAUUGCAGAAGCUAGUGUCCACAUUAAAGCAGAACCAGGUUGAAUAUGAAGGCUUAAAGCAUGAAAUUAAGCGGUUUGAAGAAGAAACAGUAUUACUGAACAGCCAGCUAGAAGAUGCCAUUCGACUGAAGGAAAUUGCAGAGCACCAGUUGGAAGAAGCCCUCGAAACACUGAAGAAUGAAAGAGAGCAAAAGAACAACCUGAGGAAGGAGCUGUCCCAGUACAUCAGCCUCAGUGACAACCACAUCAGCAUCUCAGUCGAGGGGCUCAAGUUUGCCGAGGACGGGAGUGAGCCAAACAACGAUGACAAGAUGAACGGGCAUCUCCACGGGCCUCUGGGGAAGCUGAAUGGAGACUAUCGGACGCCCACUGCCAGGAAAGGAGAGUCCCUGCACCCUGUGUCUGACUUAUUCAGUGAGUUGAACAUUUCAGAAAUUCAAAAACUGAAGCAGCAGCUUAUUCAGGUAGAGCGGGAAAAAGCAAUUCUUCUGGCCAACCUCCAGGAGUCACAAACCCAGCUAGAACACACCAAGGGGGCACUGACAGAGCAGCAUGAACGAGUUCACCGGCUCACAGAACACGUCAAUGCUAUGAGGGGUUUGCAAAACAGUAAAGAGCUCAAGGCUGAACUAGAUUGUGAGAAGGGCCGGAACUCAGCGGAGGAAGCCCACGACUAUGAGGUAGACAUCAAUGGCUUAGAGAUCCUUGAGUGUAAAUAUAGAGUGGCUGUCACAGAAGUCAUUGAUUUGAAAGCAGAAAUUAAGGCCUUAAAGGAAAAAUAUAACAAAUCUGUAGAAAAUUAUACAGAAGAAAAGACCAAAUAUGAGAGUAAGAUCCAAAUGUAUGAUGAGCAAGUGACAAACCUUGAGAAGACAUCUAAGGAGAGUGGUGAGAAGAUGGCCCACAUGGAGAAGGAGUUGCAAAAGAUGACUGGCAUAGCCAACGAAAACCACAACACCCUCAAUACAGCUCAGGAUGAGUUGGUGACAUUUAGUGAGGAACUAGCCCAGCUUUACCACCAUGUGUGUCUAUGUAAUAAUGAAACUCCCAAUAGAGUCAUGUUGGACUACUAUAGACAAAGCAGAGUUACUCGAAGUGGCAGCCUCAAGGGGCCUGAUGAUCCCAGAGGGCUUUUGUCACCAAGAUUAUCCAGGAGGGGUGUUUCAUCCCCUGUAGAAUCAAGGACAUCAUCUGAACCGGUUUCAAAGGAAAACACAGAGACUAGUAAAGAGCCAAGUCCAACUAAGACUCCCACAAUCUCUCCUGUUAUUACUGCCCCACCAUCAUCUCCAGUUUUGGAUACAAGUGAUAUCCGCAAAGAGCCAAUGAAUAUCUACAACCUCAAUGCCAUAAUUCGGGACCAAAUCAAGCAUCUGCAGAAAGCAGUGGACAGGUCCUUACAGCUGUCUCGUCAAAGAGCAGCAGCCCGAGAGUUGGCCCCCAUGAUCGAUAAGGACAAGGAAGCCUUAAUGGAAGAGAUUCUCAAGCUGAAGUCCUUGCUGAGCACCAAACGGGAGCAAAUUGCCACACUGAGGGCAGUGUUGAAAGCCAAUAAGCAGACAGCCGAAGUGGCUUUAGCUAACCUGAAGAACAAAUAUGAAAAUGAAAAGGCAAUGGUUACUGAAACAAUGACAAAACUGAGGAACGAGCUAAAGGCUUUGAAAGAAGAUGCUGCAACCUUCUCAUCCCUGAGAGCAAUGUUUGCAACAAGAUGCGAUGAAUAUGUCACACAGUUGGAUGAGAUGCAGAGACAGUUAGCAGCUGCAGAAGAUGAGAAGAAGACUCUAAACACUUUAUUACGAAUGGCUAUCCAGCAAAAGCUCGCCCUGACACAGAGGCUGGAGGACUUAGAGUUUGACCAUGAGCAGUCCCGACGCAGCAAAGGCAAACUUGGAAAGAGCAAGAUCGGCAGCCCUAAAGUAAGUGGGGAGGCGCCAGCCACCGUGCCUACCAUAGACACUUACCUCCUGCAUAGUCAGGGCCCACAGAUCCCUACCAUUCGGGUCAGCAGUGGCACUCAGAGGAAAAGACAAUUUUCACCUUCCCUUUGUGAUCAGAGUCGUCCCAGGACUUCAGGGGCUUCCUACCUACAGAAUUUAUUAAGCGUUCCCCCUGAUCCCACCUCCACAGAAUCAUUUCUUCUGAAGGGUUCCCCUUCCAUGAGUGAACUCAUCCAAGGGCAUCGGCUCAGCAAGGAAAAAAGGUUAACCGUGGCUCCACCAGUUUCUUGUAGAUUGUCAGCAGCCUGCUGCCUCCGUACCGCCACAGUGCUCACAACUAGCUGGGAGGCAAGACUACCCAACUGUCAGUCCGGACAUUGCCCUCAGUAAGGAGCAGCCACAUUCCAGCUCACAGUGUGCACCUCUCCAUUGUCUCGCCAAGCCUCCUUACCCCUAGUCUUCAUCUCUCACGGAUGAAUAUCUGGGCUGAAGGCCACAGUGAGGGCGCUAAGAUCUAGCAGGUGUUUUCUUCUUGGAUGUUAGAUGUACAUGUGGAUUCCAGUCCAUCAUUUUUGAAGAGAAAAGAGAGUUCAGAAGAAUAAAAUGAUACAUAAACCCUCGUGUGAUCAAUCAUGGUUACCCUGAAUCACAGAUGACCUGCAAUCAAAUGGCAACAGUUCACUUCAAACUGAAAUGAGACAUGUAUUUCAGAUAGCUGGCUUCACCUCCAUUGCAUAAAAUAGAUCCAAGACAAUGUAAAAUAGAUAUGCUGUAAAAUCAUCUUUCCCUAUUCUCCAAAGUCAGCUAUAGAUGUUGAUUCUAAUAUUUUUCAUUGAUACUUAUUUUAUAUUUUAUUUGCUGUAUGGUUUAUGUUUAUAAAGAUAAUUUCUGUAAGCAGAAUUUAUUUAUUUUUAAAGAGUCAUAGUUUAUUCAGUUAUUUAAAGUUUUAAUUUAGUUUAAAAUCUGAAACUGGCCAGAUUUUGGUCCUUUUUCUUGCAGAAAAUUACAAAUGAGGUGCAUCAGAAUGUUAACAACAACUAUUUUGCUGCUACAUGAAUAUUCUUUAUGCAGUUAUUUUCUAAUCAGUAACUCAUUGUCAGUAAUUUUUUUUAACUAGAGUUCUUCACUAAACGUUUAUUAAGUAAAUCUAAGAAAGAGGCAAAGCUACGAUUCAUUGACUUAAUCAAGGUUUGAGGGUAUCUUUAAUUUUUUAAAAUUGCAGUUGAGUAGAUAGAUAUAUUGGUGCUGCUCCUGUGUGUGCAUGCGUGUGUGUGUGUGUGUGUGUGUGUGUGUGUGUGUGUGUGUGUGUGUUCGUAUUAAAGAAGGUCAAAUUACUUGAAGGAAAGAAAUGGUGUGCUUAUUUAAUGACCACAAAUUUUUUAAACUUUUCCAAAUUUAGGGUCUUACUAUGGGUUUCCCACUAAAAGGGAUCACAAUAAAUGCAAAAAUAUAUACAUAUAAAACUGUAUGGUAGCCUUGGCUAGUUAAUUUAUGCAGAAAGUGUAUGUUUUGUUGUUUGUUUUCUUUUUCCACAAUGAAUCUUCCUUGCCAAAAAAAAAAAAAAAUAGAUAGUAAACCUUAGCUCAUUGUCUACUUUUAACAAACACACAGGUGCCUACAGUCAUAUUAUAUUGAGAUAAGACAUGUUCCUACUUAAUUUACAGAUUGUGCUAGGUAAUUUUAUGACUUUAUUUAAGGCAUAGAAUUUCAUAGAAAAAUUUAGUUUUUGCAUUAUUGAGAAAACAAGGACAACAGCUAAUAGAGCUGUAAGGUCUAACUUGGAUUCCUCGGUUCUCAAGUGCUGCCCACAUAAUUGCGCCUAACCCUGACUCCUUGUCUUUGUCAGGUAGCCUUAACUUACAUAAAACCAUAAAGGUUUUAUUUUUUCAUGUAACAGUAUCUUUAACUUCUCUUCAACACAGAACUAGUCCUCACAGUUAGCAAAAAGAUGACUAGUGUUGUAGGACACCAACAAUGGCGGUUUCAGAGCUACCCAGCUGUGGAGGGGAAGAUGUGGCACGUUUGUGGAGUGGUCAACCUAAGGUCAGCUGUCAGCCACAAAACACAUUGCAGAAAUGUUUUUUUUUUUUUGUUUUUUGUUUUUUGAUUUUUUUUUGUUAUGUUCCUGUUGAAUACCAGUCAUAGUUACCAAAGCAACCCAAAGAUUUUUGUUCUUUAUCAGAUUAAUAAUAGACCCUGUGGAACCUCUCAUCAAUCAGAAUCCCCACAUAGUUGUCCCACCAGUUGCUUGGCUGUUCCUCCACAUUUUCCUCAUUUAUUGGUGUUAAGUUUACCUGGUGCCAAUAUUAGUAGACAGUACAGAUUUUUGUCAGAGUUCAACUAAAGACAACUUCCUCCCUUUUUUCUUUUCUUUUUCCCCGUUGCUAAUCAUGAUUUGAAAUCCAAGAAGUGUCAGUUACUAAGUCAAUUUUGUACCUGAGGAAAUAGGUACCUCAGAACAAGUUGUGUCUUUGGGCUGGGAACUCCACGGUGGAUCUCUUCUCUGUGUAAGCACUGUUGGCAUAGCUGUGUAUAGAGUUGACUUUUUCCAAUAUGAAAUUUAUCACUGUCUGUUGUAAACUAUUUUUAUUUUAGUUGUUUAUUUGAAUAUAGUGAAAAUUUUUGUUUUGAACUAUUAAGUCUAUAAAAUAUUAAUUUUAACAGAACUUUAAUAAGAAGAUAUAAAAAUUUUGAAACAGAUUUCUCAUUUUCAGCACAAAAGUAGAUAGUAAUUGUUAAGCAGUAAGAGACUAUCAUGUAUGUAUGUAGUUACAUCAUUUGAUGCAGUUUAAACUCAGCUGUAUUUAUAUUUAUUUAUUUACAGACCCGUUCAAUGAAUAAAUGUAGAGUGCUGAUAAAAAUGAGUACCUAUAAAGAUAAUAUCGGAAUGUAAACAGUGAAAACUGGUGAAACAAACACGAAUCUCAAUAAGAGAAUUGAAGGUGCAUUUGAUAUUAAAAUAUAAACUAUAGAAAUUCUACAAAUGCUAAUUGUUGUAGACAUUUUGAACAAAGGUGGGAGAUAAUGUUUAAGAUCAGUUAUCAAAGUAACCAACUACUGCUAUAAAAUUUCCUUACAUUGUAGUGUGCAUGUGUGUGCAUACACAUGCACACACAGAUAUACACACACACUGUCCACAGCAUGUGUGGGAAAGUCAGAGGAAAACCUACAGAAGUUGCUUCUCUCCCACAACUAUAUGGAUCCCAGGGAUUGAACGUAGAUUAUCAGGCCUAGUGGCAAACAUCUUUACCUGUUGAGCCAUCUGAUUGGUUCCCACUUUUUUUUUUAAAUGUAAGCACAAUUACAAAGCUGACUAGAUGAACUAGUAUGCAGAAAUGCUUUCUCACUACGGAUUUUCAUUAAAGCAUAAUAGUAAAAUAAAAAGAAGCAAUAAAUUGCUUUUGGCCUAAGUGCUUAGGAGCAUGAACAAAACUUUGGAUGUAUAAACCUUUUGCAUAUCUAAUCCUGGAUGUAAAAGAAGGAAGAGGAGGAAAAAUGAAUUUUGAAAACUUCUAGAGAAUAUAAAUCUAUAAAGGAAUGAAGAAAAGACUUAUUUGGAAAUUAUACUUUAUAUUUGCCUAAAGGAGAGGAGGUACAAUAAUGAAAUCCAACAAAAAUAACUUAACAAAUGACAGAGAGUAGCUACAGAGCCCAUAAGACUAAGUGAGGAGGGUUGCUAUUACCUGUAGGAAAGAGCUAUUUUAAAGUGGAAAAUUAAUCAUUGGAUAGUUAAAAAGAUUUGUUUUUAAAAACUGGAAUGCUACUGGAAGUCUUGUAAGUAUAGACAAUUUACAAUAAUAUAUAAUCCUAGGAGUCCACAAUUAUAUGAUUCUUUUGUUUUAAAAUUUAAAAUAUAUUGGAUUUUUACUGAUUGGUCAUGGAAUAUUCUUACUUUUAAACUACGGUAACCAUCUUAAUUUUCUAAGAUAUUUAUUAUUUUUAAAAGAAUUUCUUGAAAGUUAUCUGAAAUGUAGCAAUUUCAUUUAAAGAAGCUUCAGUGUCAGAAACUAAAAUACAAUAUACCCAAGAAAACUUCAUAAAUAUUCAAUCUCGUAAGGAGACAAAUACUUUUAAAUUUUUAUUUACUCACAAAGAUCUUCUAUCUUUAACAUUUGCUUUAUCUAUGCUAUAAAACAUGUUCUUAUACAGAUAAGCCCUUCUCUAUUAGGUAAGCAUGAACAAUUGGUCUAUUAAACCAGCUAAGAAUGUGGAUGUUCCCUCAUAUACUAUAUUGAAUAAAAUCCUUUCCAGUAACCAAGCACAGGUUACAAAUAAUUAUAUGAAUAAAUCAAAUAUAUUUUCUACUGUGAUAAAUGUCAACUUUUAUUGUAUAAGUCAGACAAAAGAUUUAAUCUUUCUUACAACGGAGUCAGUGGGCAGAAGUAAGGAGUAACUCAGCCAUGGGGCAUUUGCUGGACCUGUAGCACCCACUGGACUACAAAACAAACACUGAUAUUUCCCUGAAUAAAAUCCUGUUCAUUCAAUCCAAAGACAUCACAAAUGAAUUAAUAUUGUACAUAUAAUGAAAUUUGUAAAACCCACAAUGUUUAAAACGAUUGUUUUAAAUAAAUCAGAGUGAUUUAAAAUAAUUUUGCAUUAAGUCUGCAAAAUUUACAACUUUUCAAAUAAAGCAGAAAGCUAAUGAACUGAAAUCAUGCUAUUCAGCAUGGCCAAUGCCAAGGUUGAAAAGAACUCACUUCAAAAUCAGUGUCCUAGCUCCUGAGUUACCAUAGCCGUUUUCUGUAAUAAUAACCCAAGAUGAGUUUUUGAAAAUAAACUUAUCUUUAUUUAAAUGUUAUUUUAACCACCAUAGUCUCUAAUAUCUUGUAGCAUGUUUUUUUAUUUUAAUACCUAAAAGAUUUCAAGUAAAAUAUCACUUUUAUUACUCAAGAUAUAAAUUAAUGAGACAAUUGGUAUUGAAAGUAAAAAUGUUCUUAGAUUUGAGAUUUUUUCAGAAAUGACAAUCUGUUUAUGAGGAGCAAGCACUUGACCUCCAUUAGUGUAAAGCAAGAGUAUAAGAUGUUUGCAUGAAAUAUUUCACAUCAUGUAAGCUUUCCCAUAUCCACUGCAUUGACUCCAAACUUGUACGAUCUUCUUACUUGUAUGACCUUGACAUUAGGGGUGAAGGAGGCUGUUACACGCACUGGGUCUCCUUUCCAUACUGAGGUGCAUGGCUUUAUCCCUCAAGUUUAUUUUUACAUCUCUCAGAUGGAGUCAUUUAAUAACCUGCCACAUUUGAACUGAAGCUUAAAUGACCUGCUGAUUCAGAUAAUUUCUGGGCUUGGAGUUUGAUUGUUCUACAUUUGCUGAGACUUUAUUUUUGUUUUAACUUCUGUACAUAGUCUCUGCUCAGUAUAUCUCUCUAGUGAGACCAUUGAGGAGUAAAUUUGAUGCUUCUUAAUGUGGAUAUAUGGGUUUGUUUGUUUGUUUUUCAAAAAAGUAAUUUUUUACAUUUUAUUUUAUUUAUUUAUUUAGUUCUGAGACAGAGUUUCUCUGCAUAGCCCUGGCUGUCCUGAACUCACUCUGUAGACCAGGCUGGCCUCAAAUUCGCAGAGAUCCACCUGCCUCUCCAAAAAAGUCUUUAUCAGAGAACUAGGAAGUUAAGGGAACUGGCACUGCUGUGUUGACAAAUCGUUAUCUUGCAAGGGAGAAACAGAAGGAAUCACUGGGCUCAUAGCUAUGACUAUGUGUCAUAUCAGAGGAAAUGCUUUUUAAUGUUAUUGCCACAGAACUUUUAAGCUCAAUGGUUUGACUGUUAGAGUCAAUUAAACAAUUUUUGAAAAUAUUUUAUGACUUUUUUUGUAAUAUAUCCAGUGUCUUUAUUUGCAUGGCUAUGCAUAUAUGAAGAUGUGAUUCUGAUGUUGUGCUUCUUUCCCAUGUUAAAUUUGUGUUAUGUGUGGUCAAACCUAAUUUCUACACUGUAUGCUUAUUCUUGUAAUGAUUCAGUUCUUCCUACGUUUUUAUUAUUAUGCCUUCGGGGCAUAAACGAUGUGAAGUGUUUCUAUCAAAAAAUAAUACCAUGAAAACAUGACUGAAAGACUAAGAAAUGCCUUUCUUGCUAAUUAUUUUUGAAAUUGAAACAUCAGAGACAUUAUCAAAGACACAUGCAUUUAAGUACAGAAAGUUCUUAUAAAUUUAUUGUUUGCUGACCUUUUUACUUUUUGGUAGAUAAUCUCAAAUGAAUCUCUCACAGGAGAAUCCAUAUGUCAUACGCUUGUUUCUGUGCACUCAAUAUUUGUGAAAGGCACCCCAUUGCUAAUGAAAUAGCUAGAUACUAAUAAUUAUUACCUUGGUUAAUCUUACCAACUGACCAUACUGUAUUGCAAAAUUUUUUCCAGUAAAUAAACUGAUUAUCUUUUGUUUAAUUCAUCAAUGCUAAAUUUUUAUUAGUUUACAAUUUUUCUGUAUGCCACUUUCGUUUAUACCUACGACAAAUAAAAAGUAUAGGAAUCACUAUAUGAUUAUAUUUUUAUCCAAUAUAAGAUCUUAUUUAAACUAAAAACAUAAUGCCUUAACAUUUCUGCAUAUUCCUGUGAUGCAUUUCAACUUUAUUUUCCAUUUUCCAAACUCUUAAUCUUUCCUUAAAGUAUAUUUUGGCAGGAAAAUGCACUUAGCUAAAUUAAACUAGGAAUGUAUUAAUACAGGAAACACUUUUAAUGAAAGGAAAAUGACACUUUAUUAUGGAAGUGGUUCCUUCUUUCUUUUACAUAGGAAAGAACUUAAGCCAGACCUGAGGGAGGUCACUUCUACUGGACCCUCCUACAAAACAAAUCAUCGGUUUUGAUUGUUUCAUUUUACAGUGGUGCAGGGUUGAGGAUGAAGGAGAUGUAUGGGUUUAUGUGAAGCGCUAAUGAACGAAAAUGAAACCCUUAUUACUGAUCACAUCUAUGGGCCUGGUUAAAGUUGCCUCUUCAUCUUUGGCACAGAAAACAUUAAAAAUAAAGUGUCUUAAAAAUCA
Rattus rattus (black rat) is the source of this 9846-nucleotide messenger RNA. RefSeq names its product BICD cargo adaptor 1 (gene Bicd1). The record is from RefSeq and is a predicted model, not a curated record. NCBI's taxonomy places the organism in Eukaryota, Metazoa, Chordata, Mammalia, Rodentia, Muridae. Gene Ontology annotation, molecular function: dynactin binding; cytoskeletal adaptor activity; dynein complex binding. The transcript has 10 exons. Bases 408 to 3278 code for a protein of 956 amino acids. Gene Ontology annotation, biological process: positive regulation of receptor-mediated endocytosis; microtubule anchoring at microtubule organizing center; regulation of microtubule cytoskeleton organization. Gene Ontology annotation, cellular component: Golgi apparatus; cytosol.